Adineta ricciae is the source of this 1791-nucleotide messenger RNA. NCBI's taxonomy places the organism in Eukaryota, Metazoa, Rotifera, Eurotatoria, Adinetida, Adinetidae. The record is from the annotation of a GenBank genome assembly.
AUGUCGCACACGGAUGACAACAGUGCUCUCUAUGAUUAUAUUGUUAUUGGUGGUGGGACAAGUGGUGCUGUUUUGGCUCGUCGUUUAGCUGAAGCCAAAGAAAACUAUGAUGUUUGCCUUCUUGAAGCAGGUCCAAGUGAAGAAGCCGUAUUCGAUAGUCAAAUACCUGGUCGGAAUUUCGCAAUGAUGAAAUCUAAAUAUGACUGGGGCUAUGAUACUAUACCUCAAAAAGGAUGUGGUGAUAGGAUCUUAAUUGCCCCAAGAGGUCGACUUCUUGGUGGAUCCAGUGCAAUGAAUGGCACGUUAGUGUGUCGAGGUGCAAAGGCGGAUUAUGAUCGAAUUGCUGAUUUAGGCAAUCCCGGUUGGAAUUGGAACGAUAUGUUGCCUUUCUUCAAAAUAUCAGAAACAUUUCAUCCAGCUGACUGGUAUCAAGCGGAUAUGUCCGUUCAUGGUACCAAUGGACCUUUACAUACUGAACCAUAUUUUGGUGCGCCAAUUUCCGAGAAGGUUCUUCAAUCGUUUAUCGAUCAAGGUUAUGAAUAUAAACCAGAUAUGUUUGCACAAGGCGAAUUUGAAGGUGUUGGUCAUGCGACCCGAACGAUUCAUGAUGGCAAACGAACUACAAGUGCCGAUUUUCUUCAUAGGUCUGAAAAAGCAAAUCUCAACAUUCGAACACAGAUCUUUGUCGAUCGAAUUAUCUUGGAGCAAAUCAGUAAUACAGAACAUCAACCUUCGUAUAAAGCUAUUGCUGUCGAAUCUCAUGACGAUGUCACUGGUGAAUCGUUUAUUUUUAAAGCAAGGAAAGAAAUUAUCCUCAGUGCCGGUGCUUAUAAUUCUCCGAUGGUGUUAAUGCAUUCCGGUAUUGGUUGUAAGAAGCAUCUUGAUGAAGUGAAUAUCGAGUGUAAGGUGAACUUACCUGGUGUUGGUAACAAUCUUCUCGAUCAUCCAAUCGUGUAUACUUCGUAUGAACUUUGCGACCCAAGUCUCACAUUUGAUCAAUAUGUGUUUCAUAAUGCUGAUCGUCUGGAUUACUAUAUCAGAGAAUGGCAUGAAAAGAAAAGCAAUUAUCUGGGCAAAUUUCCUUUCGGUCCAUUUGCUUUAACGCGAAUUGACAAAACAAUUCAAGAUCCGGUUUGGGAACACGCGAAAUCUUUGUGUGAGAAUAAUAAACAAUCGAUUAUCGAUCCGAGUGGACAGUUGCCGAAUCAACCACACAUCGAAAUGUGGAGUACGGAACAAUACUUCGGUGCACUUCGUCCUCAACAUACAGAGGAAAAUCCUAUUUAUCCAAAGAAGGAUGAAGCUGCUUUUACAUUAAUAACUCUUCUCUGUGGAGCACUACAGAGAGGUACUGUACGACUUGCAUCAAAUCGACCAACUGACAAACCGGUUAUUGAUCAUGCUCAUCUUUCAAACGAAAUCGAUCUUGCUGUGCUUACUGAAGGAUGUCGAUUAGCUCAUGAAGUAUUGAUGAAUGGUUCCGGAACAAAGGACAUCAUUUGUGGUCCAUGGCCGAAAAGUACAUCUUUUCCAAAUGAUACUGCUGGUUGGAAAGAACACGUGAGAGCAAACUCGGGAAGUUGUUUUCAUCCUGGUGGUACUUGUAAAAUGGCACCUGCUGAUGAUCCCAUGGGUGUUGUCGAUCAUCGUCUUCGUGUUCGACAUGUGAAAAAUCUGAGAAUCGCUGAUGUGUCCAUCCUGCCUUUGCUCAACAGUGGACACACUCAAGCACCUGCUUAUGCCAUCGGCGAAAAAGCUGCUCAUAUGAUUCUGCAAGAUGCAAACACUUGA